UGGUUUGCACUAAACUGGCUUAAUAACUUUCAAGUUCAAGGACAAGUACCAUCAGUGGAGACUGUUACGAAAGCACGAUGUGUUGCCAACUGUUACACUGUGGUAAGUCAAUAUAUGUUAUGUAAGAUGCUAAGCAAAUAAGAGAAUAGGAUUAAUAAAACUAAUUUACCUUGUGUGAAAUAGGCUAUUACUUUGAAAUUCUUACGAAUCUAUGUUCUUAGUGUGCAAAGUCAAGACUGAAGAGCACUGAAGUUUUAUGCUCAAUUUUUUCGUUACAAUUUUAAGUCAUUGCUUCCUGGCUAUGUGCAAUUUACGUAGAUUUCAGGGCCGUAUGUGAACGAGUAUAGAUUCAUAUUCACAGGUAAAAUUUCAUAUUCCACUAAGAUCCUAAUUUAUUUUAGUAAAUAUACUGAGUCAAUCGAAGAAGAAAUGCUGUUCAAACAUCCUUUUUUUUGUCUCAGUAUGGACCGUCACGGUCAAUGUGUUAUUUUGCCGGACUAUAAUGGUGAUAUUAUUUACCUGAAAUCUGAAUACCAAGCCGAUCUUUUAUUAGAGUCUUAAAAUCGUGUGAUUCGCCAUUCAUUUCAAGUGGCGACCACCUCAUAACUGCCCCAGUUAAAUUAUUAGGUUGCACCAAGAAGGUUUAACUUUACUAUCCUAACAGUGAAACGAUCUUUUUCUUAAAAAAAGAAGUAUUUUAUAUAAUUACGUCAUUUUCAGCAUUUUAAAAAAAAUGCACAGUUAUCGUCAAGAUUUGACUUAUGCAUAGUCAUUACUAGCAAAUGACAGAAAUCUGAUUGCCUUUGUUCUCGAGCAGCUUUUGAGACGUUUUUAUUUUGGCAAAGUAAAACAACUGCUAGCUCUUUCUCAGGUUAUGACAGAUAUUUCAACCUUGAAUUAAGAGGAGCUUACUAGCAAGACUGUGGUAUAAACAAUAAAACCUAUUAUCAUUCGAAGCAAAUUUUUCUUUCUUUGUCACGAGAUUGGCCGAGAGCCCACCUCGUGACCUGCAAAUAACUGCCUACAAAUAAUGGUCUGCUCAUGCGCAAUGCCGUCCAACUGUGUCUGGCUGCAAAUAAUAUUCUGCUCAUGCGUAAGGAAACCGUGCUUUUCUCCUUCUUCCGAUCGCUCUUGUGUGAAAAUGGCCGAUCGCUUCGCUCCCCAAAGGAUAUUCAUUAAAAAAACAAACCCGGUGAUCGAAUGAUAAAACUAUUAUUGAACUAGGUUAUCCCAAAAUAUCGUGAUCUGUCAGUGGCUCGCAGAUCAAUUAGUUGCCUCAGCAUUCGGCUUCGGUAAAUAAUUGAUCUGCUCGGCCAGAGAAAAAUCACGAUACUUUGCUCAACCUCGUCCAAUAAUUGUUAAUUGUCGUAAGCGAGGCAAUGACAAUUAUUCUUGCGAGUUUUCAUUAUAAUACAUAUAGAUGUCAAAGGAAACGGCGAUAUUGUUCUAAUAACUGCGCAAAAGAUGGCAAAUUCUUAACUCGUUUGUGAAUGUGGAAGUCGGUACUCAAUAGUAAUCGUGAUGUCUUGAGCUUACACUGGAACAAACAAAACAUCUGAGUUCCCGCCGGGAUCGAACCUGAAAUUAUGAUAAAUUAAGCUAGUUUUCCUAGAUUUAAACGAUACGUAACAUGUCUCAUACAUUAGUAUUACUAUUGUUUAAUAAUAUUUUUCAUAUUUGGGUUUAGUAAGUGAAACCGCCUGUACGACAUAGUUAAUAGCCAACCUAGAUAGUUGGUUCGAAGCACGCGAUAAUUUCGAUAAUCGCCCAAGUGAUAUUGCCUGUGUCAUAGAUCACUCACUUCAGUGUCCUUGACUGAACAUGAUUACUGGCAAACAUCAUUGCUUAAAGCCCAUGCCAUUCUAUGGUAUGACGUAGUGUCGCAGAAGCAGUCGUAAAUACCGGAUUAAAACCAUUUUUCCCGAUCUGAAUAUAGGGGGCAAAGCUAAACAGACACAAAAAUCAUAGUUAAAUUCAAAUUUACAUGUAUGUUGAAGGAUCACUUUAUAAUUAUCAAUGAGAAAGAAAAAAAGGCGGUUUUACCAAAUACUUAAUGCAGUAUUUUUGUUUGUUUGCUUUUUUUUUAACCAACGAAAUAUAUAAAAGCGUUCGUAAUAAUGAUUUUAAUACGGUUGACGCAUUGUGCGUGUUUAUUAUGUGGCAUAAGUGAGAAUGCCAUGGUGUUAUUUUUUGUUUACUAUAAUGACCCUUCUCUCUUAAUCUUUUUACUUACAACUUUCUAACUUUCCAGUUAAUUAUUUGCAGCGAUUAAAGGGACAUCUUAUCUGAUGCAUGGUAAUUCGAAUGAAAAUCAGCGCAAUAACAUUAUAGACCGACCACACUUGGGGAAGACCACGUUUUCUUUUCUUUUUUUUGGGGGGGGGGGGGGGGGGGGGGGGGGGGGGCGGUCAGAGGGGGGGACAUGUACUUUUUAAAAUUUAAAAAAAUUUUUUUUACCCCUUUUUUGGUGUAUAAAGUUUUUUAAUAUUUUCUUUUACACAUGCCCAUAAUGUGGCCCUUUUUCUAUUUUCUGGGGGAUUUUUGCUUUUAUGUAUAGUUUUUUGUGUUAAUCAUUACUUUAGAUUAUUUAAUUAUGUUUUUGAUAAGAAGGUGGGUAAUUUAUGUUAAGUUAUUAUGAAUAAAGUAAGAAAGAAUAGAAAAUAGUAGAGUUGUCGUUAUUUAUUGUGGUAAGUAUUUUUUUUUUUGUUUUUUUUGGGGGGGGGGGGGGGGAGGGUUGGGGGGGGGGCAGUCAUGAAGUGCGACAUGUACCUUUUCAAAUUUAGAAAAAUGUUAUUUAGCUCCAUUUACGAGGAUUAAGCUUUUCAAGAUUCUCGUUUACACAAGUCCGUAAAUCGAGCCUAAUUCUAACUACUCGGGGAAUUUAGCAUUCGAUUAUAGAGUUUCGUGUUGGCCCUAGUUAAGGUUGACCAAUUUGCAAAAAAGGUCUUAAAUACUUUAAAGUAGAAUUUUCCUUCGUAGUCAAAGUAUAUUUCCGUUAGCUAAGAACGAGUUACUCAUCUUGUCGUACCGAGAAUCCGUACUGACUUAAAGGAGGUUUUAGACUCUGUUAUAUUCACUGUUGGGUUCCAUUUUACAUAUUUUAUUUGUAUCAUUGUUUUUUAAUUUUUCUGUUCUAGUAUGCAGACAAAAAAAAUGACUCCGAGAGGAUAUGUGGAACCGUGGCUUGUCAAGAAGUAAGUGCUGAUUUCGACUGUACAGAAUAUCUGUUCUUGAGGCUUCUUAAAGGCUUUUAUUGACGACAAUUGUCACUGCCAUACUUUGCAAUACUUCGCAUUGAAGGAAAACCAAUUUUCCUCCAGUUCCUAUAAAUCCAUAACUUUUUCGGAUGUGAAAAAUUUAUCGUUCUGAUCAUUCUUAUUUUCAACAGUACCCUAAUGUUUGCCCAAUAUUUUUACUUCAAAGUACCAGAAAGUUAGAUAUAUAGUUGAUAAAAGUGCCUACGUGCGGAUUGUUCCAAUUAUGACGGCGUUUGGCCGCUACUGAACUAUGACAAACUACCCUCGCAAGGAUUCAAAAGAAGAAGGAGAAAAUGCAUUUCAUUUUCUCUGCCUUCCCUUUUCUUGCCUGCCACAGAGGCUAAUGGAAUUUCAAGCGGACAACUGGUCUUAAAGAGUACUGAUAAGCAUUAUAACCUACGAAGUAAUUUUCCUGUUCCAAGAUAUCAUACUGUUAAGUAUGGCAAGCACAGUAUCAGAUAUUUAGGCCCACACAUAUGGGGCAAGAUGAGCCAGGAACUACGCAGUAAGACCAGUCUUCAGGCAUUCAGGAGAGGGGUGCGUGCUCUCGAUGUGCUUGGCUUGCUGGACGGUACGUGUGCCUGCUGUGCAUGCUCAUCUUAUAGUGGUGGGUAUGCGUAGUGGCUUCUGCUGUCUGGCUGCCUGUUUUAUUGGGAGUGUGCUUUCCUAUCCUCUAUUUAAUUCGUCUAAUUUAAAUUUUCCAGACUUUUAACUUUCUGAAUUUUGUAUUUAUGUUUGACUGCUGCUUAUUUGUUUGUCUUAUAUUGUUUGUUUGUUUGUCUGUCUAUCUGAUUGUCUGUUUUGUUUUUUGUCUAUCUAUUUGUUUCUCUUUGUUUAUCCCCUGCUUGUCCUGCUGUUUGUCUGUAAUAAUUUUAUAUAUUAAUUAAUGUUAUUUCUAUAUAUUAAUGAUAGUUGAAGAAUAUAUUUUUAAUAUUUAAACGUAUACUUGAUUUAAUAUUAUAUUAUAUUCAUUUUUUUAUUUAUAGUGUCCACAAUUAGCUUUAAUUUUAGCUAAAUACCUUGACACUUUAAUAAAGUUUAUGUAUGUAUGUAUGUAUGAUUAUCAGCAAGGCCUCAAAAAUUCAGUCUUUAGUUUCUUCGCGCGGGAAUGCUGGGAAUUCCAGCAACAAAAAAUAUUUUUUUAAAACCCAUUUCGAAUUCGAAUAUUUCUCUUUCUUUCUCACUCAUUUGAAAUUGAAACGAUAAAUACAUUCAUACACUCCCGUAGUUCCCUCGAAAACCACACCCGAUUCCAGUCUAAAAUGCGUAAAGUCUAUACCCGACUUCAAACCUUCAUAAAGGUGCAAAAACCAUACCCUUUGGGACGGCACAUAGUAACCUAUUAGUAAAUAGCUAAUUUAAGGGAGUACCACCCUCGAGGUUAGUUCACGACAGUUUGAACAAAAUAGACACGACAUAUGCUUGGGUAUGGCCUCUUCUUUAAUAUCACACAGUCAGCUAUGGGACCGCGCUGACCUGGACACUACUUUUGCUAGUUUAAAAAGCGUUUACCUCAACCCCUGCCAAAAUCAAAUCUACGCGUCAGAUACAUCCGGAAAUCCGCUUCUAUCCUACCUAGUGUUUCAUUCGAUCCUAGAUCUUUUAUUGAAAAUCUCUUUUUGAGCAGAGCAAACUUUUACUAAUCCUAUUACAUUAUUUUUAUCAUAUCUGGUUAAGAACAGUAUUCAAAGGAACAUGAACAGACGAGGUGAGAAACGCGUAGGCGCCAGGCGGGAGAAAUCGCCUUCGUUUACCAAAAUAUCAAGAGAAAUGAAUCAGUAACAUUGGCGAGCAAAUAAUCAUUAUAAAAAUUUGGAAAAUGGAUGGAAAAGGUUACAUAUAUUUGGAAAAUUAAGCAUUCUCGACCGCGAACCUUCCACAAUCAUUCAGGCUUCGUGCAAUUUCUCACCUCUACUGAUGUUCGAAUUCGGAAGUAUUCGUCGAUGUUUGCCUUUCCCUGGAAAAAUCCAUCGUUGAAUUCUCAAUGGUAUAUAAAAAAUGAGUCCUCUGAUGUGGCUUAGGGCCGAUAAUCACGAUUUCGGCUUGUAACUAGUUCAACUCUACAAGGUUUGUUUAGAGUAUUCCAGAUACGCUUUUGUUUCACGCGCGUCUUGUGCAUGGCGAGCCGCAAGCCUUAGCGACCGAAAUAUGGGGGAAGAUGAAUUCAGCCAAGCAUAGACCGUUGACAGCUUGAAACCAUACUUGAGCUGAAAUGCGAAUCUCCUUUCGUGGCCUCCUGUGAAGCUUUUUCCGACAUAUCUUUCAACCGCUCAUUUUACCACACACUACUAAAAAGCUGAUGAGACGAACACAACUCAAAAAUAGAACCUGAUAGAAUGAAAAUCGCUCAAAAACGGUGCAUCAGUUGGAAAACUUGUGGUGGUGUAGAGGAGUUUUGCAACAAACAGGGGAUACCUCAGAAUCAAUAUGCAUUUAUUUACCGAAGAUGAACGAAGUGCAGCGAUUUAAAUUUAAUAGAAUUUACAUUAACUAUAAAUUCAAAUAGUUUUUACAGUAGCUUUCUCUGGAGAGCAGAAUUUAAAUAGGAGACUUCACCGGCCUUUUCUCAAAGAAGGGAAUAGUCCCGCUUUUAAUUCUGCUCCCCCGAAAUUUAUAUUUCUAAAUCUAAGUAGUUUUCUUUUUCUUUUAAAAAAAUUUUACGGGGGAAUCGAAAUGAAUUUUGGUUGAUUGGUUGCGUCCAUCGCGGUUCCCCCUAUUAGUUUUUUAAUAAAAUACCAUUGCACGAACGGUCUCUAUUAUUUUUCACGAGCCAUAACCAAGCAAGUUCCCUUGCACUAAGCGAAGGCGACACACCCGAUCGCUUGCUUUUUCAGGCGACUCACCCAGAAGAGCACGUGCAGACGGAACUUUGGUCGUUGUUUAGCUUUGUUUUGAAUCACUCAAAUAAUAAGUUCAAUUACGAAUUCUGAGCGUCUAGUUGACUCAAUACAAUCUUAGCAAGUCCCAAACAAAAGAAAAAUAUAUUUGCAAACCGUUUUCCAAGACGAUUUUACCUUAUAAACUUUCCUAAGGCCUCGUUUUUUUACAGAAAGAUUCAUUUAAUAUACACGUUUUAAAAAGUCUUCUUGCACUAAGCGAAGGCGACUCACCCGAUCGCUCGCUUUUAAUCAGGCGACACACCCAACAUAAAAGCACGUACAGAAUACCCUGAACCAUGUUCAUGAAUUUGUUUUUGGUGAAUUAUAUCAAAGCUCUCUGCUCGUGAUAAAUAAUAGAGAGCGUUUGCGCAGUCGUAUUUUAUUUAAAAAAAAAAAAAUAGGGGUGAACCGCGAUGGACACAACCAAUCAACCAAAACUCAUUUCGAUUCCUCCGUAAAUCAUUUUAAAAGAAAAAGAAAGCUACUUAGAUUUAGGGCCUUACAAAUAACGAGCAAAUUUAACACUCAGCCACCUAUCUGUGAAGUACCUUAGGUAGGUCGGUAGGGGUAUGGGUAACACGAGCGUCUGAUAUUUUUAACGCGUUUCAUUUCAUUUUUGAUCAAAAUAAAAAGCUUUUAUGAGGUUUAUACUUGCAUGGAAUAGCUCUUAUUAAUGGCUUUGUAGCACAAUUUGCUACCAGUGGGAGUCAUAUCCGCCUAUUCGAUACUAAGAAAACGAUUAUUUUCGUAGGCAGAGCUCCGUUCGGCUGUGUUGAGAACGCAUGCAACAACGCAAUAUUACGCGAUAAUUUCUGGCCUUAUUGUGCAAAGAGUGUUUUAACUGUAAGAUAAUUUUCUCAUUAAUUGAAACAAGGAUCUGAGCAUGAAGUGACAACUAUAAAUCGCACUGGAUCAUGAUGAAGCAUUUAAACAUCGGCAACAAGCAAAACAGUUGAAAAAAGAUCAGAGAUAUAGCAAUUUGGCCACUACGUGUGUAUGUGUAUUAUAAAACACGGACGUCUAUAAUUUUCAACACAUUCCUUUGUUUAUCAAGAAAAUGUAGCACGAAAUUAAUAGAGCUUGUCGACUAAUUUAAUAGGGUACUUUUUGUACACAAAAUUGCCUCCAGUGGAAGUUGUGCUGGGCCUGUUUCUUCCUAAACACGAUCUGUACGAUCGGGAGCGCCACAUUAAAUUUGGCGGGCAUUUAGGAGGUUUUGGCGCGGAUAUGUUCGAAGCAGAAAUAAAUAAAUCGAACACUGUGCUUACCUUCAAGGAGUCUUGCGAUUAAUCAAGUCAUUAUACAAACCAGAAUUAAUGUGUCGCAAGGAAAACCUACUGAUCUAAGGCUGAAUUGGCCUCGCAUUUGAACCAACGUGAAGAAGGAAGGCUGGCCAUCUCCGGUUUUCAGAAGAGAAGCUUGAAUUCUCCUAACCUUUCCGAUCUGUUUAAAUGUUCUUGAAAUACCAAUCGCUUCUAAGGGAAGCGAUUUUGAUCGCGAAUUAACACAGAAAUUCUCGACCAGGAAACGGCAAAAAGUAACCCACAUAUACUCCAUACAAGGUGGCUUGAUCGGGCUGAUCCGAUCCGGAGAAUAGUUGAAAAGACCGCGCUCGACUUUAUUUACAUGUAUUUACCCCACCUUGUAUUGUUUUAACCAUAUUAACAGACAGUUGCGAAAUUUAGAAUUGUUUCAUCGCCUCUGUGAAGAUCACUACCGAUGACAGCUAAUCUGACCCCUGCUAACAUGCACGAGGUCGGAGGUAAAAUUCUAACAGGAAAUUGAGUAUAGCAACCGUCACUCAAGAUAAUUAGAAAAGGGACUUUACGCGGCUCCUCAUGCAAUCUAAUGCGCAUGUGCAUCAGCUGACUGUGUCCCUUUAAUGACCAUUAUGAUGAAAAUCUUACAUAGGAAAACUGCAUCUGGUAUUGGAGCUAUAAAACAUAUCAAUCAUUGCUUGCCCCCUACCGCCUUGCAUGAUGUAUAUUAUGGCCUUCUCCAAUUACACUUUGACUAUGCAGCGUGGUAUGGGGUAGCAGUUGUUAAGUUUUGCGCGAUAAAUUGCAGCGGCUCCAGAACCGUGCCGAACGUUCUCAAAAACUCCAAUUAUGAUGCAGAUGCGAGAAAACAUUUAAAUGACUUGGGGUGGUAGAACCUUGAAACUCAGUGGCUAAUUCAUAAGGCUGUGAUGGUGUAUAUUAAAUCUUUGAAUUGCCUUGCACCUGAUAACCGGUCAAUAAUAAUAAUAAUAACGCGAAUAUUUAUACAGGAUAACCUAUCAGGUCUAAUAAAAAGAACUGUUAUCAAAGGGGUCCUGUAAUUAUCUCAUAAAUAGCUAAAAAAUAAAAAAUAUAAUCGAUAAAGGAAAAUAAAAUAAAAUAACCCUAGGAAAUCUAAGAUUUAAAAAUCAAAAUCUGUAAAAAUCAUCGACUUACAAGACUGAAAAGAGUUGUGAAUUAUGGAAUACUAUUGAAACAAUUGUUUUUAAUUACUCUUAAAAAGAAACCUAGAAUUUAAAUUUCUUAAAUACCGAGGUAAAGUAUUAUAAACUAGAGUCCCUUGAAAGGCAAAACUUCUCCGUCCAAAUUCUAGUCUGGCUUUGGGAAGUUUUAGUGCACACCCAUUGUUUCUAGUGUUACUGUUGUGUUUAAUUUUGUAAAAUAUCCUUUAAAAGCCCAUGUCUGCAAUAGGACUUCUGUUAGUUUGUGUUCGACCGUCCUGACAGAGAAAUAAUUUGAGAGGUGACAGACCUGAACUAUUAAAGGUGGUUACUGAAAGACUGAAGCUGCAAGUUACGAAAGUUAAUGACUCUUACGGGAACGUGACCAACAGAGACCCAAAGUUUCACAAUACGUAAAAACAGGUUGAAUCAUUGCUUUGUAGAUUUAAACUACGCAGCGAUAUAUUUAAUCCCUACUACCUUAAUAAGCUUGCUGUUCCCUUGCCACGAAUCAAUUAUAGCUUCUGCUACAGCGGGGCGUUUCUAUGGAACAACUUCCCCUCUAAUGCAAGACAAUAAAGUAAAAUCUCCGACUAGGUUUCGGAAACUGUUAACUUCUAGCUCGAACACUGCGUUCAUGGAAAACAGACCUUAAUUUAAUAAUUUUAUUUAUUCAACUAUUUAUUUAUUUAUUUAUUUAUUUAUUUAUUUAUAUGAACAGUCAUUUUUGUAAUUGCUAUUACUGUUAAUUCAAGAGUUUGUAAUAUUUUAGGAUAUUGUAUAUUAGCCCGGUGUUUUUACUUUGUGUAAAUAAAAGUGAUGAAGAUGAUGAUGAUGAUGAUGGUGAUGAUGAUGUUAAGAAAUCGAUGAAGCUGGUAACUUGCAGCAUGUAAUGUAUCUGGGAACCUUCUUUUUUUCAGUGCUUAUCACCGUGUGAAAAGACUUUCAAAAAUGAAUCAAUUUGCAUCAAGGAGUGUGUAAGUAAAAUGUUAACAAAAAUUUAUCAUUUUGAAACCGCCCAGCUUACCUUGUUGGAGGCAGAACCCUUUCUAGACGGUCUAAACGGAAGGGAAGAACGUUGAACUGUACCCAGUCAAUCGCUUCAAAUUUCUUUCAGUGUAGCUCUGGCCAGUUUUAUUAGUCUAAUUAUUGGCCUCAAAUAAGAAAAUAAAAUCAGCUCUUUGUCUUAAUUGCUAGCCCUUAAUUGCAUUCAGUUUUGUUUUAAUUGUGUGUAUAUUUUUUAUAAUGAGCGUUUGUUUAGUUGCUUUGCUUCUUUUUUUGCAGACUAAUUCUAGCAGUUGUGAAGCAAGCUGUUGGUUUCUGAAAUAUUUAAAUACACUCUCGUCAAUAAGAAAUGGCGAUGGAUCCAAACCACCAAUCCCAGGCACACCAACAUUAAGAAACAGGACUUUCACUUCAAUAACCUUACAAUGGGAGCCUGUGAAUACUACAAAUGGUACCUCUGUGUAUUUGAUUGCAGUGGAGUUUAAUGGGGAUUCCUUAAAAUCACCAUACUUCAUUAACACGGUGCGAACCCUAUUCAGAGUAUCAUUUUUCUUGAAAUUUAGCAGGCCAACCUGUCAAUUUAUUUAUUCUCAUUUAUUUUUAUUUAAUUUCCUCAAUCCAUACCACAGCGUGCGAGUACUAAAUACAACUGCUUUAAAAAAACAACUUAUGUUUGAGAAAUUGGGGAGUUACCACAGUUUUACUGCCUGAAGUCAUAACAGUCGCUAUUCUAGUUCAGCGCUAGCAUGUUUUAGGAGCUACAUGCAUGAUCGCCAGCAGUACCUACGAAUUGGCUCUCAAAUGUCCGGAAUACGUAAAUCUACACACGGAGUUCCACAAGGAUCCAUUCUGAAACCGGCCUUAUUUAACGUGUUCAUCAACUAUUUGCCUGGCGUUCCAGAUUAUUGUUCCUUACGAUCCUUCGUAGAUGAUUCCAAAUUACAUCUAUCAUUCCCAGUCAAGGAAAUUGACAGCGCUGUUCGACAAAUAACCGAAGACCUAAAGAAAGUUGCCUUGUGGUGCUGUCCGUUUAGCCUUCUGAUCAACCUUGAUAAAACGAAAUUGCUCUUAAUUGGCACUCGUCAAUAAGGAAUUUAUGCGUUAUUUAAAACCCUUAGUAAGCAGUCUAUUUUUGAGACAAGGUUGCUUAUAUUACUUUUGUCUUUGCAACGGAGAGAAUCAGAGGCUAUGUUACUGUUAUAUAUUUUUAUAGUUUUAUUUUUUAAUGUUUUAUAUAUUUAUAGUACUGAUAUUGAUGAUACAUGUAUUUGAUAUUGAUGUAAUUACUUUGAAAAGCCAUCCGUGGAAAGGGAUAAAGUUAUUGCGGGCUAUAAGAGGAGCCCGCAGUCAUAAUGUCCAGGUCGUUAUUUCCCAUGCGUCGCAUGUAUGUAGCCAGCAUUUCUAUGCGCUACCACUAAGAAUGAACAGGAAUGCACAGAACCUAACUUGAUCACGCGUGUUUUGAGCUUCUACCCCUUGUCAUCUUAUCACGCGUGUUUUGACCAACUGUCACGUGAAAUUUACGCAAAGCACAACGUUGGAGUAAAAGCGUUUGGACCUUCGAUCGUCGCCCGCAAUCCCUAACCUUUGGUUAUUACUAGUUAUUAUUAUAGACGAGUAGCCUUGAGCCAUUAUAUGGUUCUUAAAGGUUAAUAUCUUUUCUGUUCUUCCUGACGUUCUUAUUUUACCAAAUCUCAUCUUUAGGUAUUAUUAGUUCCUCGCAUUACUAUCAGUACGUCAUCACUGUGCGCAAGAGUCGGGUCACGUUUUCCUCGCCAAUCUUUCAAUGGUAUACACUUCAAAUACCAUGUAGCAGUCCUUACAGAGAAUUCAUCUAUCAGCUAUGGGACAAAAACAACUGACAACCUAAGUAAGUAUGUUGAAGAAGAUAUGAAUUUCUUCACAUUAAGUAAGCGAUUUCUCGCUCGUUAAGCGAUUGGUAAAAAGUACAGACCUGGCGAUCUGUUUUUUUUUUUUCCCUAAUACGCGCUCGAUUUUAGACGUCAAAAACUGUAAAUUAUUAUUAUUUGAAAAAACAAAUCAACAAAAAAAAUCAAAAGCUCUUCGUUGCUGUCCAUGAACUCCAUGAUAACAUGAAAGCAUGGACCGACCUACUAAAUAAUAGAACACACCGAUAAAAUGGUCAAAACAACUGAACAAAGAAACAAAAAAAUACAAAGCAAACUCCCUUGAGGAGUAACUUUCAUCCUUUUUUACUUCGGCGGAGCGCGAAGUAAAGGAUUCGCGACGCUCAGGAAUGACCCAAAGUUGCUUUAUUUGUGACAAGAUUGAGCACGCAAAGUCUGUGGGUUUUCCGUUUUAUUCGACUAUUUGACGAAGUGAGAACUGAAUUAGUUCACUUCGAUUUCAUUGAUUUAUUCUUUAACCUAGUUGGGGAAGAAAGACUAAUUAUUCACGGCUUUCCGGGGGUUUGAACCUACUCACCUGUGUGACCCGUCAGAUAAAAGGAGACUCUAAGUUCAAGGAUUAGCCCACGGCGCCACUGCGGAUGAUGUGUUUUAUAGCUCUGUAAAGACCAUGUUCCUCCGGUAUUAAACUUCCUUGUGUUAAUCCGACAUCCCUGCGUGCUAAUAGUCAGUGAAAAAUUAUCCUCAAAACAUUCGAACUCGUAAGAUUGAGUUUUAGGCAAUUCCAUGCUCAACGUAAUUGACUCCUUACCCAUGCCUUACAUAUCUUUAAUCAGUGCAUAGGACUGUUAUGCUAUUUUUGAAGCCUGGUGUAAAAAAAAAGAAUAGAGAAUUCUUUUUCACUGUUUGUUUGGUUAGACUUGUUACUCAUAAACGUUUAGACCCAAGUCAAAUUUAGAUGAGUUUGUAUGGAGUCAUCAUAGCAUAACUGAGCUAACAUCUCGGUUGCUCUUUUCAGAAUAUCCUUACAAAUCCCAUAAUUUCACAAAUUAACACCUUCGGCUGUUUCAAACGUCGUGCCACUGCCGUGCUAAGCUGGCUCGACUUUAGUUCGGAUUAAUAUCUCCGUUCUCGGUACUUAUCUCUUACAUACAGAUCAACGUUCUCCACAAACAUUGACUUUUGUUGUUGCUCUGGCCGUGCAUGAAAGCCGCGUAGAAUCUCAGAAUGCGGAUGAACCCACUAUACAACCUAUUAAGAUAUUCUUAUAAGGGGAAGAAGCUUUUUCAUUAAUUAGAGUACAUUGUUAGAAAUUUAUUUCAUUUUAUCUUUUAGUACCACUUGUGCCCGUAUCAGUUAGCAAUAUAACCAUCAACAGUAUUGUAUAUGUUGCCAAUCCAGCUGUUGGCCAGUUUGGCAAACUGAAGCUGACAGCGGCUUGGAAGCAGCCACGAGGUAAGUAGCAAGCAUCAUAUAUUAGGCUGAUUUAGCAACAGAACGCGAACAUCAUAUGACAUAAGCACAUGUAAAGAGUAAAUGCAACAUCCAGCUCUCCGUUCUUCAAAAGAAUGUUAAUUAUAGUAACAGACCUGCAACGUUGAAGUACCUUUAUUUGCUUUCUUUGCUCAAUUCAUUCAGUUUAGUUCGAACGUUUCAGAGAGGGUCUGUCUGGAAAACCUAGACCAUAUCGAUAGAACAAAUAAAAUUGAUUAAAUAUGCGAAUUAAAAGAACCAGUUAAGACUCACUUUCCAGUUAUUCUUUGGUCCUUACCUUCUGUCAAUGUGAGCGAUCACGGCCUGGUUCCAGGGGUUAAGAUAGUAGAGCGCAAAAAAUUAAGGAGGAAAAAAGUUAAACUGGCUGUGAGCAACAAAACUAACACAUUUUGGCAAGUGGACGGUCGGACACUCGUUGCAAGAUAAAAAAAACUGUUUAUUAGGGAUUUAGAACCUUCCCUAAAUGAAAAUGUCAGCGAUGAAAAACGGUUUAUUUCUUUUGGAGAUGUAUGUUUGGGAGCCGGGGAACCUUCCCUCGCUCUCGCCCCAUUCACGCCUCAUUUUCCCUGUUUUCCCCCACGUACCCUUUAAAUGGCUUCCCAACAUCUUAUCUCUGAACGCCUGGAACUGGCUAUGCGAGUGACUGUAACUGCAAAUAAUCAGCCAGUUGAAAAAACAGCUGCCGUAACGGAAUGUUAUGGUAUUGCUUUUAAACUUUAAAAAAUUAAGAUUGAUCGAGCAGUGUUGUUGUUGUUGUUGUUGUUUUGUUUUUUUUUUCACCCGAAAUGUGGUCUUAUUCCACGGUAGGGGUACUUCUACUGACGUAUUUUUAGAUCACAACGGUUUAACCUCGGCACCUCAUGAUAAACUCAUGACUUUAUUUUUUCUUCUUCUUUGUUUUGCUCAUAAACAGAACAUAAUGAACAAGUUGUUUCAAACUACGCUGUUGUCUGGACCGACUACUGUUCUUUUCUCCGUCGGCCAAAAACAAAACUAACGGGCGGGGUAGGUACAACUUAAUGAAAUAGUGUAAAUUAGUUACAUAAUAUAAGUGAUUUGUGGAACAAAUUCAGGGCCGUCAGGUACGUAACAAAAUGGUUUUGUAGAUAACACAGUUUUAUUUUAACGCUAUAAUGAUUUUCUGGUUGCAGCCUAAUACAAGUGAGAUUUUAUACAUUGAUGAAAAAAUUAAAAAAUGCAGCAAGAAUUUACUAUCGGUAAGGCUUAUUAUUUGUAUCUGGAUACAACUUAUUGCGAUAAUUGAUUGUCAGGCAAAAAUGAAAAAUGAAAAGAAAAGAGAGUUGCGAAUUGAACUAUCUUGGCCUUGGCUUUCAACAGUGCAUGGGAUUUCGAGCUCCAGUACGUUGAACCUCCAUUAAGCAGAGGUGUGAGUAAACGCGGGGUCGGGACCGUGGGCGGGGUCGGGGUCUAUCUUUUUGCUGAACAAUGCUUUCUUAGGGAUAGGGUUAGGAUUAAGGGUACGGGUUAAAUUUAGGCUCAGGAUCAGGGCUAAGGUUAAGGAUAUGUUAUGGUUAGGGUUAGUGGCGUUAUUUUGACUGCUUUUGGGGCUGUUUUGGCGGUAUAUACAGUACCGCAAAUGAUCCUGUGAAAAACUGAGGAAUGGAAUGUAUCUUAGUUUGACAUUGGAACAAGAAUGGGCUGCCACUCUUACAAUGUAACCUAGGAGGAAAAAGAAGGAACAUUUUCUUCUCACAUUCUAAAGAAAAGAGAGGAAUGACGCCAGAUCAAAAGGUUAAUUUAUUCAACCAGUAGAAAAGAAAAAAUGGAAUAAAUCUGAAAAGGAUAUAAUUUCCGUAUCAACCGUUGAUACGGUGGAUUCUAAACAAGAGGCUUGUUUUACUGGCAAGUUGGCAAAGUAGACGUAAAACUUGUGAGCCUAUAAGAUUCUAUCCUUAAAAACCAACUCCAUUACCGAACAAGCGAAAGAGACAAUUUCCACUGCCGAGCUAACGAUCAUGCAUUUCAAAACUAUAGGCUGAUCACCAGACCAAAAGAGCGCGAAAAUCUAUCCUACCGCGCGGGCCUGGGCUGGCUAGCAGCCACAACCGUAUUUCGCCCUUUGGCAAUUACUUCAAAUUUCGUCUCGUCGCUGUAAAAAUUUAAAACAGGAAUGACGUCACGCAGAAAUAAGAAUUAUUUCAACGCCUGGAAGCUAAAUACAACUUGUCUAAUGCACUUUCUAAUUCUUGGUAUAAAUCCAAGAUUGCGACCAUUGUUGGUGACGUCACAGGCCUCUGGCAGCGCUACUACCCAUAAAAUAAACCUUUUCUUAUUGAGAAGAUCAAUAAGAAGGCAAAAACGAAGGCAAAAACGUUUUGAAAAACUGCAACAUAACAAAAUCUCUAGGGAAGGGUUCUAUCAACCACCUUUGUACCACUGUGGGGGUACGAAUUUUACGUAUACGUCCGAGGGUAAAGAUAAGUAAUAUUUUGAAAUCAUUUUUUCUAAUACUGCAUGAUAAUUGGCUCGUGGGCAUCUGCAAACUGUUCCUUAUGAAAAUAAGAACUUAUUAGUUAUUGCAAUACGUUUUGUUAGAUAUACGCCUUAAAUAGCUGUUUGGUAAGUGCCGGAACUACACUCACAUUUGAAUAUCCAGGUAUGUACAUAUGUAGACACGGAUAUUGCAGAUUUCAAUUUUGUUUUCUUAUUUUGACCUCAUCCUUUAUUAAUUUCAUUUUAUUCUGAAUGAUCUAUAAAACUCCAAAUAAAGCCUCGGAGUGCUUACCCUCAAAGCUAUACAAAAACUGCAUACUUUGCAAUUAUUUUUUUCCCAUGCAGAAAAAUUUAAAGCGUUUAAUCAGUUUUGCAUAAAAAUCGAGAACUUAGCUUUUUGUGGUAUCAUGGAAACCAUAAUAAAAGAAUUUAAAAGGCACCCAGAGUUGUUAGAAGCCUCGAACGAAUAGGCUUAUUGAGGGAAUGUUACUUUACUUAAUAUAUGUAAACAUUGUAUGUAAUCGUCACAUGGUAAAUUAUUUGAUACGCAGUAGUAAUUGGUUUGUGCAACAAUGUCAACUCGGGUCAAACUAGAGAAAUUUGUAAAAGCGAAGCAAAGUAAUUAACACGUCAACUAAGUGUAAAUAAAAUUCCACUACAGACAAAUAGAUAAAAAACAGCAAAAAAAAAAAUACUAUCAUUAUGCGUAAUAUCUUCAUUUUUUAUCUUUCUUUAUUAUAGGAUGCGAAAAUACCACAGAUUUCCCCAAAGAUAAGUGCUACAAGUGUAAGUUUAUUUUUUAAACCCGAUUGCUUUGAUAAAACUUUGUACUGACAUUUAGUACAGGAUGGCGAAAAGGCUGACAGUCCAACCUUUUAAUAAAAUUGCUAAUGAAAGACGUAGAUUGUCGUCUUUUUCGGUAUACUCUAAGAUCAGAUAGACCCGUGCGUCAAAAGCCUGGUUAAACCAUGGCUUACCAGGGUGCAAGCCUGAUUGAACCAACCAGACUUUUCUGGUUGUAGGGCCUGGCUUACCAGACUUUACCAUAUGUGCAAAAAGCGCUGUUAACCAGGGUAUUCCUGGUAAGCCUGGUUAUUCUAAGAACCAGGAAAACCCGGCUUUAACCAGGGUCUUAAAGUGUUAAAUGAACCAGGUUUACCAGGCUCGAACCAUAGGUGCAAAAAGCCUGGUUAACCACGGGUUUUCCUGGUAAGCUUGGCAAACCUUGUUAUAAUUCAAACCACGUAAACCAGACUUGAACCAGGCUCUUGAAAUUCUGACUUAAGUUAGACUUACCAGGCUUGAACCAAAUGUGCAAAGAGCCAGAUUAACCAGGGUAUUCUUGCAAGGUAGCUUAGCAAGCUUGGUAAUUGAGGCUUUAGCAGGCUCUUAAAGUAAAUGAAUGAACCGGGAUAUCCUGGUAUACCAGGUUUUUUCUAGCUAACCUGGUUUUUCAUUUAAAAAACAGGAAAACCAGGCUAAACCUGCAAUUGUGGCUCUUGUUCAAAGCACUGAAUUAAUCAGGGUUUAACCAAGCUUGAACCAACUGAGCAAAAGCCUGGUUAAUUAGGGUACUCUUGACAAAUCCAGUAAAUCCUGGUUCCCAGCAUAUCUUUGAAAAACAAGCUAUACCAGCCUUAAACGGAAUAUAGAGAAAGCCUGGUUAUCUACGCUAUUCGAGAUGUAGACAAAUCAUUUAAGUGGAAACUUAAGUUGUUGUGUCACAGUUACAAGUUAAAUGUAAAUCUUACCUUUGGCUACUGUUGUUGCUUCAGUCAUCCAGUUAUCUUGUAAGUACAUGUACUGCAGCAACAUCUAAACAAAAUAAAAAACAGCCGGAAUAAAGGUCACGAUUACAUGCAGAAUAUUUGACCCAUCCUUGAAACAACACUUGUACCAUUUAAAAAUAAGUCUGUUGCAUAUAGAGUUGCACAUGACCCAUAAUCAAACACACUGCAACUAUCAGUAUCCCAGCACCAUUCCAAACCCUUUGUUUUCGUACGAAUUUAUAUAAUAACAGCUUCUUGAGAGAGAAACUGCUUAGAUUUGUCUAUAUUUGAUAUACCAUUGGGUUAGCAGUUUUAGUGUUUAUGGCCUUUUAUUGUACAGAAAGUAAUGUGCAAGAUCUUGAUUUAUAACUUCACCUGGUUUUGGUUCUGGUAUGACCAGAAUCGUCAAUUAAAGGAACUUUAAUUGGCCAUGUUCGCGAAAAAAGACGACCCGACGAAGGUUACAUCUCAAAGAGCAAAGGAUUUUGACGCCAGGCAAAAAAUUGUAGGCCUCCAAAUAUUCUAGAUUGUACCUUUGAAGUUUGGUGACUGUUGAGAAAGUUUUGAUAGGUGAAAAAAUGGUUCACACUAGAAAUGGCUUCCUGUUGAAAGAUUUAUUGGAAAUAUAAACAAAAUUUUGCGUAGUGCGAAAAGUGCCUAAAAAUCAAUAUUACGAGGGAAUUUGUAUGCUAAGUUAGAGGUAUUAGUCACUGAUCCAUUCAUUCGCGACUUAAUAAUUCAUAUCUCCAUGAGUUUUUCUAACUAGCCAAUUUUUUAUUUAUAUAUAUUUAUUUAUUUCAGUCCAUCCUCCAGAGGCACCAAUAGAAGACAGGGUAGUCAGAAAUAUCUCAAGUGCUAUUCCAUUAACUGCAGAAGAUGAUUAUCCAUUUAAUUUGACUAUAAACUGGGACCCACCUGCUUAUCAUUACAAAAAAGUGGUUCUAUACCUUGUCACGUUGUUCAUGUACAAAAAUAACAGCUGCUCUGGGGAAAUAAGUCUCGACUACAUUAGGUCUGGGCCACAGGUAAGUUGGUUGUAUCACCAGUCUAGGUUCUGGUGUCUUUUUUUUUUGUUUGUUUUGUUAUUUUUUUCUGUUUCAGAAACUAGACCCAGAUGUUAAUUGUAACAUCCGCUGCUGAUUAUCUUUCGUACUUCCUAUUAGUGUGCGUGGCGCGGUUCAGUCGACCUGCAACUAUAUCCUGCUUUGACUCCACCGAACUGGCUUGUUCCAUCCUACGUGGUGUUACAAUUUCUACAAUCCUGGACAAAAGUCCUUGGGACAGUACUGCAAUGUUCAUAUUUUCCUGUUAUUUCUCGGUUCCCUCUUAAAACAGUGCAUCCUUUUCGAAACUUUCUUGCAAUUCUCCCUCCCCCACACUACAAAAACUUGAAACUCAGAAAAAAUUCUGGAUACACGCGUCCCACGUGUCCGGUUGGGCCUGUGUGAAUUGGGAAACGCCCAAGAAAUGCAAAAGUGUCCCAAGACUUUUGUCCAUGAUUGUAGAAUAAUGAUUCAGUCCUCAACAUGUGACACCUCUGCCACAUGCUUUACUGAACUACUGCAAGUUGUUCUAUUUGUCUUUGCCUGAUUUUUCUAGCCAAGCUACACCUGAGUAGCAUGGUAAAUCACGGAAAUCUAAUGCUUCUACAUUUACUUGCAGGAGGAUCCGUUUAUUUCAUUUAUGUACCUUACACCUAAAAUGACGUACAAAAUUGAAGUAAGUAUUUUAAGUACAAUGAUCCCUUCUAUCGCAAUGUAGAGUAGGUACUGCUAAAAAACGUGUUUGCUUGUGGUAGCACAUAUGUAUUUUAAUUUUACUGUAAUUGUGCCGGAUGGCAUCCUAAGGGACACGCGUCUAAAUAAAUUAUUGGCUGCUCUUGACUUGUUAUCUUCAACAAUUCAUUCGUCAUUUAAUGUUUGACGCUUGACCGCUGGAUUUUUUGUGCGGUCAGAGAGAAAGAUGAGGCUAUUUUUUCAUUUUUCUAUAUAGCCAAUUGUGUUUCCCACUUCAUCGACUUUCUUUCGCAUGGAAUUUUGGCUGGCUUUCUUUCUAACAAAGGGAAAAAUUUCAGCUGUAAAGAGUAGUAGGUAAAUGGCAAAAUUAGCAGUGGUUAUUUUUUCCCCAAUUGUUGCUAGUUUUUUUGUCUGUAACUCUUUCAGAUUGGUCAAAAUUUGCUAAAUGAGGUACCUCUGGAAGAUCUACCCUCGUUAAUUUUGCUUAUUGCCAUGUUAAUAGGAAAAAUAAUGUGGAACAAAAACGAGUAAAGCGGACGUCAAAGAGUUUCAACUGUCGAAACAUCACCGAAUAAACGAGCCAACGUUUUGCCCGGAUUUUGUAAUAUGUGUAUCUGACCCGAAAUUAAUGAUUCUGUUUAGGUCGAACCGCUGUUCAAAGGCCUUUUACCUAAGUCAGAGAAGAGGGACAUAAACUUUACAAUACCUGGUUAGUGAAAUUUUAACCGACUUGAGACAGGACUUUAGCUGUUACAUGUACCUACCCCUCUCCUCCGAAGACUAUCCCGCAGGGUAUCCCAAUAAAAGUAGCAAUAAUCGAAAAAUAAAAAGCGCACGGGGGACGAUGGGAAGAGGGAAAAGGCAGGAGCUUCUGCCAUAUAAUUCAUUCAAGAUGGCGUCAGAUUUCUAAAGAAGACUGGAACUAGGUCACAUUCUCAUGAAUGUUUGCAAUGUGGUUCAACAGAUUUCCCUUUUCCAGCGACCCUUUCAAAAGGUGAAUUGGAGUGGACAACUGGGGGGCUGCAUUCUAAUAGGUCAAGUCUACAUAUCAGAAACGCUGACUUGGUACGUUCAUAACUAAAAAAAAAAAAGGUGUUAAUCAAUAUCAUUGAGACUCUGUUUUGCGUUUUACACUGUCAAAGCUGACAUUGAAAGAAACUUAAAUUUUCGUGUUUGGAUCUUUUGUAAUUUUAGCAACCCUGGUCUAGGAGACAAAAAACCCCGGUCCGUGCGUACUUUUCAAAACUAUUAAGGUGACCUUAAAGAUAAACGUCCAAAUAGUACAUAUUUGACCCUAGAGUAAAUCCAUUAAAAUUAAGCUGAAGUCUUAAUUAUUAUUCAAAGUCAUCCUCCUUCGUUCGACGGUUCCACACUUGGAAUUGGAAAUCAAAGAAAGCUUUCUUACAGCUGCAGGCGGCGAAUAUCAUUUUGAAGUAUGUACAAUUCACCGGAAUUCAGACUCACCUUUAGUUUUCGGCCUUUAUAGCAAAGCUCCACGCGCGCUCGAAGCGCGAGCGGAGCCCCAUAGCAAAGAAAAUUUGGUAAUCCAUGCAUCCAUCCGAGAAAAUUUGGUUAUGACGUCAGCCUACAACCGAACGCUGACCGUACAGACUCUGGGAGAGGGAGUCAGGAGUCAGCAGUCAGCCCGUCGAGGGAGGAGUAUGUUAUAGUUGAGGUUAAAUUUUUCAUUUUAAGCACCCCGCUCGUUUCGGCGGUAAAUCAACAUGGCCGCCCAGACUUUUAAAGAGGAAAAAAAAAACGAGUCUUUGUUUCCACAAAAACCUUCUUUCACUAGUUUAACUAUAUGAAAUAACGGCCAUUCCGAAUAAUACAUCUUAGUGAUAGGAAUGAGCAGGUUUUUCACGCCUGUAGGGCAAGAGAUCGUUGUAACUGAGGUUAGAGAAAAAACACCUUGAUAAUUAAUUUGACAUCAAUCUAACUACAAUUCCCUCUUUUUAGACAUCAAUCAGAACGAACUAUACGUUCAUUUUAAAGAAAACCAAUUGAACCCUUCGCCAAAAGGGAAUAGCUUUGAUGUAAACAUUUCUUGGGAUGGACCAAUUUUUAACAGGAGGCUGUCAGGAUAUCAGGUUACUUUCAAAGUUGGCAACCGCGAACCGGUUGUGAACGAAACUGUAAGUAUUUUAAAUUAAUUUUAUUUAUUUUCGCUGAAUGAAAACAGUAUUUGAAAUGAGCGUAAUCUAAACACCGUAUAACUGUAACAUAGAAUGGUUGCCUCCUAAGGUUAACUUCCGGGGUCAAAAACUAACCAUUUUGAAAAAUACCUUCACUGUUAUAAUGAUGGCACAUUAGAUGGUAACGUUAAACUGUUGGGGUUAACUUCCUCAUCCUCAUUUUGCGUCUCCUGUACUUUUUUAUUUUUUACUUUUUCUUUUAUUUAGAGCAGAAGGAAGUUCAUUGAGCGUCGCGUAGAAUUCCCAGUCCAUUGAGGUCAACAAAAAAUUUGCUAUCCGGGUGGGGGUUGGUAUUUUGCCGUUUUUAGCAGUGGCACUUCUAAAUGAAGCAUACAUGAGUUAAAAACAUGCAUGUCCGUAUUGGUAAAAAAGAGUAUGCUUUCGAGAAUUUUAGUGUGUGGAAAAGGACAGCAAUAUGUAAUAUAUCCUAUAAACCUUUAUGGUCACCUUUUCUCUUAGAAAAAAACUUACUUCAUUAUUCCGGAGGUGAUGCAUGGCGAGCAAUUUACUUACGGGGUAAGAUGUUCCUUUAAAUCAGUUCGGAUAAUGAAUGAGGCAGAGUAUCUUAUGAAGAAUUAUGGAGAUCGAGAUCUUCACAAUUCUUCAUAUGAUACGAAAGCCGAAUUCAAUAAUUGUUUUAUCAUUUAUUCAAAAUAAUUCGAAUAGCUAAAUAUAAUGUGAACCAAGCGAGGAAUCGUUGGUGUUUUAGCAUGUUGCUGUAUUUAGAGGGUUUAUGUUGAAGUCUUUCAACAUGUAAAGAGUUUUUAGUUUUUUCGGACUGUUUAGUGAAAUAAAAUUAAACAACAACAUACUGGUUUUCAUUCAGGUUACUCCCAAAUACGAAUUUGCGUGGUUGGAAGGAAACGAACAACUUGGGAAGACAACGAUUGAAGGUAUCAAUGACAAAGCUCAAAACGCUUCCCAGAUGAUAAAUUAAAGCGUUUUUACAUGUAAAAGUAAUAAUGCAAGUACUGAUCCUGUUUUAUCUGCGGAGCUCGUCCAUAGUGUUCGGCACCCUAACUCUAAGACCUGUCCUAAUUUUGAUAGCGAAGCACCAUGGGUAAGACAAAUUGGAAACCCAUGCAAGAAAGAAAAUUUUGGUUAUGACGUAGCGUACACCCGAACGCCGACCGUCCCUACACCCACUACAUGUAAGCUGAUGUCAAAUGUCAGGUUAUUUUGGCGCGAGCGUCCACCCGCGUUUUGUGAAGCAAAUACAACUAAAGAGUCAAUAAAGACGAAAACGGAAAGCGUGUAUCCGUGUUGCACUAAGCUUAGAUUAAUUGUCAUGUCCACAAAUUUGGAAUAUAGAGAAGGAGGAAGACAGAGAAAAGAGAAAGUAGGGCGACAGGCCAGCGAAGCUCUAGGAGAAAAAGAGCUAGAGCGAGAGAGAAAAGCAAAGGAGACUUUGUUCGUAGGAGGAGCAACAUGAAAUUUUGUAACGGCGGUGAGAAAAUGAAAAGUGCUUGCGUCCACCAGGGUGAAAAUCAUGUGAGCGACGUGAAAGAACACGUACGACUUACUUUUCCUCCAUAAAACGUGUAACCAGGCCGUUUCUGGAAGUUUCACGUUGUAGUCGUGCAAAAGGAAUUUACAAAAAAAGUGUGCUGCACGAGCAAAGUUGACUUAGACCUAUUGCUGUUUUUUCACCGUUCUCGUUACCUUUUGCCGCUUAGCAUUACUUGAUUUUAUAUUUUGUUUGAUCAAACUAUAAAUAUUAUCGAGAGCUUUGCUUUUAGCCCUGGCUAACUCUUUAUAUUAGCGAUUAACCUUUAGGGCGGAAUUACCAUUUAACUUUCUUUUAAAAAUAAAGAAAAAAAUCAGUCUUGAGGGCAAGGCCAUAAAUAUGUGGUUUUCACGUUACGUCAUCGCCGCCAUGCUGGUGGACGGUAAACAAAAGAUCGUUCAUUAGCUGGCUUUGUUUGUCCACCAGCAUUUGUUCAUUUCACCAUUGUUAUUUGUGUCUCUCGAGAUUGCUUGAAAACCACCUAUAUCAAUGAAAAUAUUUAAAUUCAAAUAACAUCUUAAGAUAAAUACGUCGUUAACUGGUACCUAGGCGGCGGAGAAUUUAUAAUGGAGUUAUUCUCUCCUGGAAGAUUAGGUGGGCAUCUGCUGAGCACAAUAAUUGCAUGGGGCAUGGGUGGCGGCUAUUAUUCUAGAAAUUAUUUCCCUAAUACAAGUACUUCUAUUCUUCCGUGCUUUUAGUUCCACCGGACAACUAUGUCAAGGUACGAAAUAUAGAAGUCGGCGAAUUUGUACAAGAAGAAGGAAAUAGCACAUUCUCCGUGAAAAUUUUGUGGACAGGACCAGUGUUCAGCUUUACUCUUUAUGGCUAUCACUUUACCUACGAGCUGACAGGAUACAAAAAAUAUGCAAUAAGGAUCAAAGGAAACGUGGUAUGAAACUUAAGAUACAGUUGAGUUAAAUCAGUCAUUACAGUUAAAUGCUAAGAUGAGUAAAAAUUGCUCAGAGCUUUUAAACCCUAUUCAAAUCGUGGGGAGCUUUUUACGCGCUGCUCAAUUUAAGUUGAAUCUAACUUUAAAAUAAAUAAGUAACGGUUUAGAGGCAGCACAUUCACUUAAUGGUUCUUCGCCUAUCUGAUUUCUGAUCGAAUCGGAAUUCGGAAGUGUUGGUUUUUGAUUGGAGGGAAAACCUGAAAAACCUCUCUGAGUAAAGGAGAGAACCAACAACAAACUCAACCCACAUAUGGCCGUUUUAGCUGAUUACACAGUACCAUAUAUUUCUUGUCUCAAUCUUCCAUUAUAAGACCACCCAAUUUUGGAUCGCAAAUUCAAGCUCUUCUUUUCCCCCUAAAAAGUAAUAAAUAUUGGAAAUAGGCAAGAAACCAGUCUAAUAGCACUUGACUAUUAUAUUUUAACUAGUUUAGCCAGGACUAUAACCUCAGGCCAUCAUGGUUGAUUGUCUUCCACUUGUGUUCACAGACGAAACCAGAGCUGUAUUUACCUGGGAUAAGACCAAAGGAAACAGUUAGGUUAAAGGUACGAUUAGCGAAUACAUUAGAUCCAAGAGACUAUAAAGGGGACAGAGAGGGCAUCCCCCAUAUACACCCUAUUCCAUAGGUAAUUUGUCUCGAGUUAUUUUUAACACCACAGAUCUCAAGGGGGAUUAGACAACAGCCAAUCACAUAGCGCGAAUGUGUUCCGCGUGGAUGACCCACGCUGAGAGCCACGCGUCCUUCACGAAAUGACGCAGAACAAAAUGGGGGAAGACGCGGAGAGCGAUUUUGCUAUUCCUUUUGUCGACGAAAACGACUACAGCGAGAUUUCUGCGAAAGCUGUGUCAGCGAAACCGAAAUUAAAAAAGAAUCGCCCUUCCUCUCUUGUAUAGAGCUAACAGUAGAGCAGGGAAAUCCUUAACACACUGAAUAUUCUCUCAGGAUCAUUUAUAAUUUACAGUUUGAAGAGAGCAAUUUCUGGUUUGAUGUUUAUUUUUUUCAGUCUUUAUAGCGAUUAUUCCUACCCACUUACUUUGUCAAUUGUAGGCGAACCCUCCUAAAGCUGAAUUUCAAGGGACCAUAUUCAAGCUCAGAAAGAGAAAUAAAAUUUCGUCGUUGCUUAUUUACGUCCUCCAUAAAACGCGAAAUUAGGCAUUUUCACGUCGUAGUCGUGCAAAAACGGGAAAGAAAUGAAAAAAAAAGUGUGUUGCACGUGCGAAGUUGUUGUUUUGCUAAUUAAACCUAUAUUGGUUUUUUGACGUUCUAGUUGUCGUCCGCGUCGUUAGAUCUUAAACUCCCUAAAUCGUACAAAAGACCGGUUUCAAUAGACCGGCGAAAUUUCUCAUUUUAUUAAAGCAGUGAGGUUACGACAACUUCGAGUUAAACUGAUUUCACGGGUUGUCAAAGAGUCCAGCGAUUCCUUUUUCCCAGGUGAGCGCCGACUCAUUUCGCUUCAAUAUUCAGGAAUGCUCUCGAUCCUUUUACGCUUUCAUUGCCUCUCGCCUGACAUGUUUUGCACGGCGUUUGGUCAUGCGAAACCUCCACGAAACAUCCACGCCUCGCGCGAGGUAACUUUAUCCCGAUUCUAAAAAUAACUCGAGACGAAUUACCUAUGGAAUAGGGUGUAUAUGGGGGAUGUCCUCUCUCUCCCCUUUAUAGUCUCUUGAUUAGAUCUCAUCAAAGCCAAGCGAGGCCAACAUCAUUUAGACACAAGUUCUGCGAGUAGCAUAGUAGGAAAAAAUUCGUUCAUUGGGUAGGAAUCUAAUUAAGAAGGGCAGAAAUUCAUUAAUGUGAUUAAUUUAUGAUGCCAUAGUUUUUGCUCUCAUGAAUAAUACGCGAAAGAGCUCAUCAAGAUAAAAAGACUUGUGUGCAUGCUUUUAGGUUGUUAAACUCGCAACCUCGUCCCCAGGGCACUUGAGACUAGAUUGGUUAGACUCGUUGGGCAACUUUCUAAUUAUUGCCGGGUCAAUGGAUGGCUUGGUUUUUUAUUGCUUGAGUAAAAGCUUUUAGCUAUAAAAAAUAAAUUGCGUAAGAACUUUAAUUUUUCUUAAGAAUAGUUUUUACGCAAUUUUUUCAUAGCUUAAUGUUUAAAAAGUCGCUUUUCUUUAAUUGACUAAAACUAUUCAUCGGCUGACUCAUUUUGUCAAAAGAAUAAGCACUAACUCGCCUAUGACUUCAUCGUAACGUAAUUAUGGGGUGUCAGUAAAACGAGGGGUCGGGGUUUAUCUUUUAUUUUUUUAAAAAAGGGGGUUUUAGGGUUAAGGUUAGGUUAGGGUUGUUUAGGGUUAGGGUUAUUCAGGGUUAGGUUUAGGAUUAGGAUAGGGUUAUUUAGGGUUAGUGUCAACCGCUGCGUUUUACUGACACCCGUAAUUAUGUAAGUACCUUUUUUGACCUGCCACUUUCAUUGUCCGACAAACUGCUUUUGUUCCUGUUCACUGAUUCUUGGCGCACAAAUUGUGUAUUUGUGUAUUGUGUAUACACCUUAUUCCAAAAUUGCCACGGCUUUACAAUUCUUUUAUAUUCAUGUAAAUUAGCCCUGGAUGCCUCGAUUCUACCUAGAAAUUCUUUUGAAUUCUGAAGAUGCGAUCGAGGCAUCGACGGCCAAUUAACAUAACUAUCAAAGAACAAAAAAAUUGUCGCCAUCUUGGAACAAGGUGUAUUGUGAAGGCAAACUACUCUCUUUCUAGCAUCAAGCAAAAUUUCUUGUUACAUGCCUCAGUUUCCUUCCUUUUACAACAAUGUCUGCACUACUACAUUUUUCUUGUUUUUACCACCGAAAACAACACGACAAUCACAUAUUAAUUGUUUUACCACCAGCGCCACUAUCACAAAGUUGUUUAAAUUGUUUUACAACCAAUACCGCCACCACAUUUAUAUUUUUGUUUCACCACCACCACCACCACCACCAACAUGACCACAUUUCUGUUGUGCUACCACGACUGCCACCACCUUCGUUUUCCAUACACGACCAUCGCUACCCACCACCACCGCCACUACCCAAUUUCUAUUUAUCCCUCCAUCACUACCAUCACCACCGCUCAUGGCCAUGCAAUUUACCGUAGCGAUUCUCUGAGACGCACCUUAACCUUUAUCUUAUCUUAAAAAAGACAAAGGAAUUAUGAAAUUAAAUUAAAUUGAAUUAAAUUAAAAGUAUAUUGACUCCCUAUUAUUAAGACCCUGUUUAUUUUGAUGGAAACUUGUGUUGUCUUUCAGGUUACACCGAUGUAUAAAAACAAAAAUAUACAGAAGAUAGAAAAUGAAUUAAUGGAAACUGCACCAGGUUAGACAAUAAGAACCGUAAGAAAUCAUCGAUUUCUGAGUUUUGUGCAACCGGAGCUUCAGACAGUGAGCCUAAUUUAGAAGUUAAAGGUCAGCUGUCAGUACAUAUCAACGGAGACAUCGUAAUUUUCAUUAUUACAUAUAGGAUUCUUUAGUUUUAUGUUAAGGCACACAAGAUUCCCGCCCCUUGGAAUACCGGGUAGAACAAAUGGGGAAAUCAUGGUCUCCUUAAAUAGAGUACGAGGCAAAUGUUCGCCUACCCUACACGUAAGUUGAAACGGUGUGUCAAAUUAAGGUCCCUAUAGCUAAUUCAUCGAUCUUCGAACUCUAAUAUAAUACCAUUUACCCUAGCACCUAGGGCGGAGCUGUUAAAGGUUGUUGGACUGAAGAACGAGGAACUAGUUCCCAGUUAUUCCACCUCAUUCAGAACGAUAGUUAGAUGGAAGAAACCACUUUUUACACAAAGUAAUGUCAGCUAUUAUGUAUACAGUACUUCCAAGAAAAGGAAGGGACAGAGAGAACGAAGAGCUAGUGGCCCCUACCUCGAAAACACAACGGUGAGUUACUUUUUGUUGCUACUGUCAGUAUGCGCACAUACUAGGGCAGUAACUGCAACGAAAUUUUGAAUAAAACGAUUAUACUCAAUUUACAUGCACGGCCAAUUUAAGCCGGAUUUAACUUUUGUACACUCUUCUUAGCCGACGUCACUUAUUGUUACCUGGCAUUAUUAUAAGACUAAGUCUGUUUUCGCCAUUCGAUUGGUCAAUUUGUGGUCCUUAACUUAAGGACCACAAAUUGACUUGCUAUACGGACCAAACGAACCUAUACGGACCUAUUUAAUUUUUAAGUUUAAUUUUUUUCUUACACUAUUCAUUCAAAUUAUCACUCCGUCUCUGACAACCUCGUUCUCAGGUUCUCUCUUCUAUCCGGUAGGGACGGGUAGGAGAAAGCCCUGGGAACGAAGUUGCGUUUCUGAUUGCUUUAAAUGGCCCAGCUAAUCUUCGUAACUAGCUUGUAGUGAUGAAAUUUGGAAGAAGUUGCCGAUAGCGGUACAAUUGCUAACUGCCAGUUGCACACAAAUGGACAGAAUAUGGGACGGCGGAAGACGCGGUAACUCAGCUAUUUUGGCAGAAAUAGGAGAAGGUUGAUUGCCAGUCAGUUCCUAGUCUUCUGCAUCUCAGAACGUGCAUGAUUCAGGUUAAGAGACAAAGGAAACAAAGAAUCAUGUUGGAAUUUUUGGCCUGAAUUUAAUUUUGACCAAUAACAAAAAAGAAGCAAAAUAAAUGCACUUUUUCUAACAGUUUUCGUUGCAAUAUUAUUUGGUGUGUAUACAUUUUUUUACAGACAGAAACUAGUGUCGUUAUAGAUGGAAUUCACUUGAAUGAGAGGGUCAAAUUUCAGGUGAGUGAGGUCUUGUUUGUGCACGAAGGGUGGUUUGUAAGUCUGAGUAUUUGCAUCUCUGCACUGCGAACUGACAAAUUUUCUUAAAUGUCGUUAUAAUAAUGGCGGAACUUUUACAGGUGCAAUUUGUUGGCUAUAUUAAGUAUUAAUAUAAUGAUGUUGAUAAUAAUAAUAAUAAUAAUAAUAAUAAUAAUAAUAAUUUUAAUAAUAAGAAUAAAAUAACUGUUUUUAUUAUUGUUAUCAUUAUAUAAUUAACAGUUAAUGAAUGAGGCUGAGUAUCUUAUGAAGAAUUAUGGAGAUCGAGGAGGGUGUUAUCCGUCGAGGCCGUAGGCCGAGGCGGACAACACCCUCCGAGAUCUCCAUAAUUCUUCAUAUGAUACGAAAGCCGAAUUCAAUAACUGUUUUAUUAUUCAUUCAAAAUAAGUCCUAGUUAAAAAACAUGGCUAAAACAUGCUUACCUCCAUCGAUCUAUCGAUGUUCAGUUCAUCUUCGAUAGUGCACGUUUAGGUUUGUCCAGCUCCGCAAAUAUUCUCCAAAUAGCAGAUGUCGCCCUCCGAGUUGUCUUCUUGCUGUUCUUGCCAUGUUUUUAGAUAUUUUUUCGCCUAGUUCUUACUCUUGAAACGAGUGAAAUGUCCGCCAUUUUUUCAAGUUCACAACCAAAACAACUCAACCUCGUCCCCAGUCAUUUUUGACGUCAUUUCCUCGUUAAAGUCAAAAUUCUUCCAAAUUUGGUCAUCAGUAACUGGUUAUGGUGAAUUAAACGUGUGCUUUUAGCCAAUCAGAAUCGGGGAAAUAUUUUGAAUGAAUAAUAAUUAAUGAUAAUGCCUUAAUAAAUGCUUCAGAGUAGGCGGAUAUCCAUCCCUUCUGGGUAAGAGGCAGCUGGGAAUUUACUAAUUUUUCACUGUUGCCUUUGUUAAACUAAUGUUUACCCUGUUCGUUCCUCCAUUUAUUUGUUUAUCCAGCAAGUUAAUAAGUCUUGAGCAUUGAGUGACAGACCUAAAUGGUACCAGAAGUACAAUGUUUCAUCAACUGAAGAUUUUACUAGGCAUUUUAUUACUAUAUCGUUUCAUACUACACGAUGGUGCAGUACUCUUCAGAUAAAAUAGCCUAAUGGUAGAAACCAACAGUAUACACGCUGAUUAUAACUGAAAUUUAAAAUGUGGUUACUACGGAUACAACGCUGUUUCUAUGGGUUCUAUUAUGCAACAGAUGAGGAUUUGAAAUUUUUCAACAGAAAUUUGCUAGCGUGUCUGUCUAUAGGAAGAUACAAGCUUGUUGCGCUUGUUAAGAGCGGCUAGAUGGGGCUUACAGAUUAUAAAAUAUUUCUCCCAUAGGCAUAAAUUACAUCGUUUGGAAGAGGGGUUGUAGGCGAUAGCCUGCUUCAGAAUCUUCCAGGUGAUCCGGAAAUUUAUGUUAAAUGGUAAAUGUAAAUAAGCCGUUGGUGAGCUAAACUGCAAUUAUUACAUAUUUGACUACUACAGUGUUAUUUUUAAAAUGGAUGUAUUCAGAAUCUUGACCAUGGCAUAGCCUUUUUCCUUCCCAGGUCACUCCUGUUUAUGAAGCGUCUGCCGUAACGGGAACUACUGCUAAGAUUUCAAUUGUUCGAACAGAACCAAGUAAGCAAUUUGACGGUUGCGUAUAAUUAGUAUAUAGAUUGAGCUAGGGCUAAAAGCGAAACUUCCGUUUGUAUAUAUAUAAUAAAAACAAUCAAAUUUGAGCAAACAAGCUUUAAGCCACCCCAAAGGCAUUUUCAAAUCCCUAUUUAACUGUAUUCGGCAUCAAUUUACUUUAAGAGGGAGAGGUUAAAUGACUAAGAAAAAAUAUCCUUCAAACACACUAUGCAUCAAGUCCAAUCAAAGUGAUAGAAUUCUUCCAAACUACGUAGACAUGAUCGAAUCCACAUCAAUUUAAUUUGCGAAAUUAUGGGUCUCUUCAGUAGCAGCAGUUUACUUGUUACGAUUUCUAGGGUCAGUAUGUGAUUGAUUGAUUGAUUGAUUCACUUUUAUUUGAAUACGGUAAUUUCAUAAGUUACAUAACUUCUUUGCAUGAAAGCCGUAUAGAAACAGAAGUAAAUACUGUACAACUACACUAAAAAUAUGUACAAAUAAUAAAAUAUAGUAAAAUGUAGUCAACAGUUUGCCUGCCUACUAGCCAGUUUUCUUUUAAAGUUAGCUUUAGAUUCGGGCGCUUUUAUGUCAUUUGGUAAUGAAUUCCACAGCAUUCCUCCUCUGUAUGAGAAAGACCCUUUAUAAUAUUCUGUUUUUGGAACGUGGUCCAGUACAACAUUAUAUUCCGUAUUUCUUAGCAUAGACUUAUAAGGGUUGUUCUCACAGACAUUCGAGAAAGAUCGCUUAAGUAACUAGGUACAUUUCCAUUCACUGUACCAUACAUUAAUAGACUUAAGUGCCUUUGACGACUUGAGGCAAGCUCUUCCCAGUUUAGUUGUUUUCGUAUUUGUGCUGAACGAACGUCAUAACCUUGAAACGUUAUUAUGGACGACUUUGAGUUCCCGUAAGCUUAUUAAUAAGAUGUGUUUUCUUUUCGGGCCCGGACGAACACUUAAGUGUAGCCUUUACAUUUACACCUCACACUAUCUGAUAGAAAAUUUUACCGUUAGGUGGUUAUUUUCUGUGAGGGCAGACAUAGGAAUGCAAAUAACAACCUUUUUCGCUACUAAUAACUGUAAUUCUUUAUCUAACACGCACAAACUUUGCGUUUCGUGUUCAAGUGUUGUGCAGUGAAUUCACUGAGAAACGUGGGAUGGCUUAGUUCAGUAAUACACUACAAAUCAUAAACGCUACAACAGCUUCAAUCUUGUUUUGAAAAAGCGAAACUUGGCUCGUAAAUCGGACAAAGGGAGAGCUCUCAUAUUUUUUUCAGCGAGUAUAUAUAGAAAGUGUAAACAAACCCAUCAAACUUCAUUAAGCGGUAUUCAGGACAUGAGUUAUGGGCAAAAAAGCGGCACUUCAAAAAUGCCUGAAUGACAAGUUAUAAAUAUGAAAAUACCGAAUAACACAAUUCAGUUUUAUUCAAGAAAGGCGAGUAGCCCACCUGAACUGUUUCUAAAUCUAAAUCUCACGAUCUGUAAUCUCACGAUAGCUAUUAGUGUUUUGAAUGUUAUGAAUGAGCAAUAGACAGAUAAAUUAUUUCUCGAAGAUUUUUCACGUGACACUAACUUGAUCGUGGAUCCGUUCACCCAACUAAAGCUGGCUGAACACAUGGCAAAAUUCAAGAUAAAAUUAAAAACCAAAAACCAGAUCUUUAGGAUGUAAAUUAUGAGAUAAGUAUUUUUAGAGUUUAGCUAAAUUCAAUUCAAUCGCAUUAAUAAGUUGAAUCAAACUGUAAAAUAUAAGGCUCAUGGAAAGUAUGGCGUUUGCCCCAGUCCUACUGAAUUUAUUUAUUUUUUCUGUUCUUGAAAGUGUUAUGACUAGAAGAAAGAAUUUCACAACUAGUAUCGCACCCAGGCUAAGCUCUCCAUUACGUACCAAACUCUGAAAAAGUCAGUGCAUACUAAAGAAUGUCUUUCAUAAUUGGCCCAUUAGCCCUUUCCCGAACUUUAAACGAUACGUAAGCUCAACCUUGGCACUUGGCUUGGUGCUUUCUAAGACUAGUAUUAUGUACCUUUAUUGUAGCUUUGCCUAGUUACCUAUGACCGAAUAUUAAUCGACCAUUAUAAAUUGAGUCCCUUGUCUACACGAGGUAAAUAUAACGUCAUGGCGUCGUAAACUCCAACAUUAUUGAUACCAAAAGGUUUAGUUUUAUCGUUUGUCUCUCGAUUGUCACUUUAAUAUUGAUAGCGACGUUUCGACCUCACACCGCAGGUCCUAUUUACCGACUCGAACUAUUUGCACCACGUUGGCUGUUAGUGAUUGGUGUAUCGCAAACCUCGCUCAUGGUCAAGGAGUGCGUUUCGAUCCAAAGCAUUGUUGGCAUUGUGAGAAGAAGAAACUGAUCCCUCAACGGUCCGCUGUGGUAGAAGUCGGUUGUCAUGUUGUCUGAUUGUAGGCAUCCACGCUUCAGGAAUCUUAAUUCCACUCCCCUGUUGAUUGUUAGGGUGAAGUCUUAUGUGGAUAACCUCCUAACUCUACGAAGGUGCCAGUGAGGGUCUCGGUCAAUAAACUUAACUUCGUCCCAGAGCCGAUGAUACCCGGUGUUAUUGGCGUGUUCGGAAACGGCCGAAGUUUUAUACAGUGGUGUAACAAGCGACUCUUUCCAAAUGUCAGGGAAACAUCCGGAUUCGUUAUGCAAGUUACAUGCAUAAAAUGAAAGCUCUAUUACAGUAGAGCCCGUGGUGAAAUUCAUUUGGCAGUGCAAUUUACCAAUGGGUUUAUAUGGCACUUUUAAAAUGCCCUCUUGAAGGCUGGUGUUCAGAAGGCAAAAAAAGAGACCCCCCUCCCCCGAAACUCCAAAACUAACAUUCCCAGAACUGAGCCAAAGUGGCCUUUGAAAUAUCUCAUCACACCCAACUUCUGUGCCAUGUUUCAGCCAAAUCAGUUGACCACAACUUUUGGUCUCUGGAACACUUUCUCAGAGAGUGACACAUAAGACUUCACCUUAACAAUAUCAACAGGCACAGUGGAAUUGAGAUUCCUAAAGCGUGGAUGCCUACAAUCAGACGACAUAACAUCCGACCACUACCACAGCGGACCGCUGAGGGAUCAGUUUUUUCCUCUCACUAUGCCAACACUACUUUGGAUCGAAACGCACCAACCAUGAGCGAGGUUUGUGAUACACCAAUCACUGACAGCCACGUUGGUACAAAUAGUUCGACUCAGUAAAUCGACUUUAUCGCCUGAUGAGGACCUGCAGUGUGCGGUCGCGUCACGACCAAUAUCAAAGUGACAGUCGUGAGACAAACGAUAAAACUAAACCCUUCAUACAUAUUAUCCAUGAUGAUUAAUAUCUUCCCUCACAAUAUCGAUAAUCUGUGUUGUUUUAUUACCAGAAGCAGAAGGGGCCCUUGGCAGCCUGGGUAGUUUUACGCCUGGUGUAAUUGCUGGACUAGUGAUUGGUUUUCUGCUCGCGGCCGUUAUUUGCAUGAUCUUUAUUUGGUGUCGCUGGAGAAGACAGAAGAUUUCAAAGAAGAAAGGUCUAAUUCUAGGGUAAACAAUAUUUUGUCUUCAUAAUAAAAUUAGACGUGAGGAAAUAUUUUGGGGAAAAUCGAAGGACGAUAAAAUUAAGAAAUUCAAGAUUGUUAAAAAAAACCGUUUUAUUGGGUAAUACUUGCAAAAAAGGCUUGUAACUAAGCAACAGUUAACUGGUGACUGAGUUUUUUAAUAUAAAUAUGAGAAAAACUUUUUUUUUCUUAAACCAGCUCCGCAUUUCUUGAUGGACCUCUUUAGACUCAGAAUUCUUCAUAGUUUUUGUUUUGUAUAAUGACUCAACAAACAAGAUAUUUAUAACGUUUUCAAACAAUUGCAACAGUAAACUCUUAUCUCUCUUUUUUGCAGGAAAAACGGCUUUAUUAUUGAUCAUUGGGAGGUAGAUGGUGACCUUGUUACGCUUGAAUCUGAGAUUGGAGAGGGAGCCUUUGGUAAGGUGUACAAGGGAACUCUAAUCAAACCCACCAGCUCUUUGCCCCAGAAGUUUUGUUUGAAGCCGUGGAAGAAAACUACUAAAACUGUCAGUGGAAGUGAAACAUACGUAGUUGCGGUAAAAGUGCUUCACAGUGAGUAUCAAUUGUUCCUGGUGUUGUAAAUAAUAUACACUGAAUAGUUUCUGACAAUCCUUUGUAAAGGUAUAAGCUGAAUAACUUCAGCUUGAGUGUCAAUGUAUUUAGCACAAAAUUACUAGUUAAGGACACCAUUUUUACGUCUCUUGCUGGAGACGGGACCGCCAUUUUACAUGGUCAUCCGGGUCACCCGAAGGUCUAGCCAAUUGUAGGAAAAGGCAGUACCUUCAUUUUUCAGUUACUUUAAGACUCAGAGUAUUGGUCCGACCCCUGGAAUCGAGCCCGCAAUCUCCCGCUCUGCAGUCAAGCGCUCUGCUGAAUGAGCUUUUAUCCUGCGCGGUUAAUACUUUCCCCAGGCUCCAUACUGUCUAGCUAAAAGCCUCACCGAUAAAAUCGAACCAGAACCGAUCCAGAGAAAGACAUCCAUUAUUUUCUCUUUGCCAUUAGAUAUGCCAGAUGAAAGUGUACGGCAAGACUUUCUCGACGAAAUUCAGUUGAUGAAGGCGGUGGGGUCACACAAGAAUAUUGUUAGCAUGGUCGGCUGCUGCACUCUCGAGGAACCUAUGUUUUUGUUAGUGGAAUAUGCCCCGUACGGUGAUCUCCUACACUACCUCAGAAAACAUAGGAAAACGGUAUUUAUUCCCUUAAAUACUUACAUACAUACUUAUAUUCCAUCCCUAAUCAGGUCUUUUCAGAAGUACAGACAAACAUAUUUAAUAACUCUCUUAAAACCAAAUAUAAAUGACAUCAGAACUAAAAUAUUUAAUAUAUAGAUUUAGCCAGGGCUAAAAGCGAAGCUCUCGAUAAUAUUUAUAGUUUGUUCAAACAAAAUAUAAAAUCGUGUAACGCCAAGCGGCGAAGGCAACGUCGGAGAACGGUGAAAAAACAACAAUACCAGAUUAAUCGUUUUUUCGUUGAAAGGUGCACGUCGUGUGAAAAAAACAUGUAAAGAAACGGCAACAAAACGUGCUGAUGUUGCACUUUGAAGGUCUUUGAAAAUUAUGGAGGAAAUUUCGUAAGUGUUCCCGUUCACUUUUUUUUUUCACUCUGCUCAUUUUCUCCUUGCAUUGGUGGCCGCUACUGUGCCGCUAGCAUUGUCACCCUCCGCUACAAAAUUUUCAUGUUGUUCUUCCAACAAAAAAAUGCCUCCUUUGCUUUUUAUCUCUCGCUCUAGAUCUCUGUCCCCCUUUUUCUCUUUGAGUUUCGCUGGCCUGCCGCUUUUUUUCUUUUUCUCUGUCUUUCUCUUGUUCCAUAUUCCAAAUUUGUGAACAUAACAAUUAAUCGAAGCUUAAAACUUUGGAAAACACGAAUACAGAAACAAUUUCCGCUUUCCGGUUUCGUCUUUAUUGACUCUUUAGUUGCCUCCGCUUUGCAAGACGCAGGUGGCUAUGCGAUUUCCCGCCAAAAUAACCUCGAGUUGCACUUGAGUUGCCAUACCUGUUGAUUGAGUUAUUUAACAUUGGUAUGCCUGUGGUGCGGACGGACGGUCGGGCGUACGGUCACGUGAUUACCAAAUUUUCUCGGAUGGGUAGAUUAUCACAUUUUCUUACCCAUUGUGCUCCGCUGCGCGCUUCGCGCGCGAGAGCUCCGCUAUAAGCUAAUCUCUAUUAGGCAGGUGAAUAAUUGUAAUUUUAAAAUUAUCUAAACAGCCUAAGAUAUAUAAUGCUAUUUGUUAAGAAAUUAUUCAAUCAGAUUUUUUCGCAUUGCGUUCUUAAAAGUGUUAUCGUCUUUGCAAAGUUUUAGCCUUGAUCAAAGUUUGAGCCUAGUAGUAUGGAUAUGGGAUUACGAUGCCAAAAGAAAUUUUGUUCUUCUCAAAACGGUAACAUCCAAGCUUUCAAGGCUCUUAUGAACAACACCUUUUUUGCCCCCUUUCCCCCCCCCCCCCCCCCCCCCCUCCACAAAAAAAACACAUUCUCCAAUUAAACAACUAUUCCAACACCCUAUAAAAAAAAAACAAAUUCUUAUUUUCUAAUAUAUGACAAUUAAAACAAAAAUAUCUAAAAAUUUUUAACUUACACAAAUUGAUUUCAAUCAAAUUUUUUGGCAUUGCGUUCUUAAAAUUGUUAUCGUUUUUGCAAAGUUUUAGCCUUUAUCAAAAUUUGAGCCUAGUAGUAUGGAAAUGGGAUUACGAGGCCAAAAGAAAUUUUGUUCUUCUCAAAACGGUAACAUCCAAGCUUUCAAGGCCCUUAUGAACAACACCUUUUUUGCCCCCUUUCCCCCUCCCCCCCCCCUCCCAUUUAAAAAAAAAAUUCUCUUACAUGAGUAAUACAGUUGUCCCAAAACAUAUUGAAAACAAUGCUUGUUUUAUUGGCAAAAUAUUGGAGUGUAAACAACGUGCAUUUAACAAUUAUUCCUCGAGCCCGAAUGGGCCUUCGGCCUCAUGGGCUAUUGACUCAGAGGCCAUGAGGGCGAGAGGAAUAAUUAUUUUAGUAAAAUCCAACUAGUUGGUCAAAAAUAUUGAGAAUAAGAGAAUUUUUGGCUAUUUAAAGCUAGACUUUAAUCCUUUUUUGUCGCCAAAAAUCGUGCGCUUUUCGCUACAAGUAGGCUAUAACGUAUAGCCUAGUAGUAGCUCAACCAAUCAGAACGCAGCAUUGAUAAUAGACCACUAGCUGGAUUUUACUAAUAUGUGAGAUAACAUGAAGUGCCGAAUACGUUCGUAUCCUAAUUCUUUACGUCUUCCUGGCCUUCCAAAAGUCAAACAAAGAGCAUGGAGGUUCCGUCACAUUCAUUACACCGGAUGAUAUGACAAACAGGAUGAAAACUAGCGGGGAAACCAAAAGCUUGAAAAUGGAAGAUCAGGAAGAAAAAGAAGACCACAACGAGGAGAUUUUGACCUAUGGAAAUCUAAUGGCGUUUGCUUGGCAUAUCUGCCAAGGCAUGGUAAGCAAGCCACCAGUCUUAAGCUACUUUUUUGAGAAAAAUGUACGUCCAAAAUGAAGAAAAAAACGCCAGACUUCUCCUUCUAGGUAGCACAAAUGGCUUGCUUCCGGCCGACUUACACGCAGAGUCUUUAAACAACCGAAGCUAACCGAGGAGAAAGUGCUAAGUUUUUUUCUCUGCCAUCUGCAAAUGGUUGAAAACUUUUUUGAUUUGCAGUGACUCGGAUAGGCUAGAGUAUGACGAUAAACUCAGGGCCCUUUCGCGCGGUCGUUCCACCUCAUCUGAUUUUGCACAACGUUUAAAUUUCUGACAUAAAAUUGUUUUUUUCUUGUGUAAGGACUACCUGGCGAGAAAGGGAUAUGUUCAUCGCGAUUUGGCGGCUAGAAAUGUACUUAUUGGAGAAAAUAAGAUUGCAAAAGUGUCAGACUUUGGACUGAGUCGACACGUGUAUGAAGAGAAAGUUUACCAUGGCAAACCAAACAGGAAACUGCCCUUGAAAUGGAUGUCAACAGAAGCUAUCUUUGACCACACAUUCACGACGAAGAGCGAUGUGUAAGAUAACUCAUCAAUUAAUGCAUGUAAACUAAAUAUAGCGCUCUUCGUAAAUGAAGAAAGUAAAAAACUAAUUCAUAUACACUUUCAACGCAAAGUUCAAAUGAAUAAAAUGAUCAAAUAGGGCGAGCUUAUACUCUGCUGACAGAAGUUUCUUUUCGGCAUGGGUUUUAACUUUAACGAAGUCGUUCACGUUGCUGGCAUUCGCGUAGUUGGCUUGUUUACGACUCCGCAUACGCUAAAAGUCAUGCCGGAAAGAAACCACAGUAGUAUAGUAGUGAUAUUUACUCCUUUUUGGGGAGGAUCUCAUUACUUUGCGAUCAAAUGCAUUAACGCCAAUGACGUCGUAGCCAUUAGUCUUUAACUCAUGUGUACAAUGCGGUGGAAUCUCAUUUAUGUAAGGUCAUGUAUACGCGCUAUAGGGGUUUUUAAACCCCGUCAGACAGGUGUUCUAGUUUCUAACAAUACGACGAUUAAUUGAGAUUGACUAAAAGCUAAGAAAAGCAUCCAUUGGUACAAGUGUAAAUUCAACGUGUCGAUACCUCGUGACGUAAUAACCCAAGUUUUAUUUCCUGCUGCUUUCGUUAUCCAUCGAUCAUAGACAGCUUAUUGUCCUGCUUCCGUUUUACGGUUCUCAGGCUGUGACUUUCCCCAGAAAAGAAAUGAAGAAAGGUUUUUAUAGCAGUACCGGUGUAUUGUGAUAGUCCCGUGAUGGACUUAAUCAUCUUAACUUAUUCACAUAAAGGAUUUUGCAAGUUAAGUGCAUGCACCGUCAAUCCCAAUUAUUGUAAGCUAUACGUAAGGCAUCACCCAGUUCCUUUAACAAAAACAUACCUAUCUUUUCAAUGACAAAUCUAAUUUCGUUCCUCGUAUUUCUUACAGAUGGGCCUUUGGAGUAGUACUCUGGGAAAUAGUUACUCUAGGUACACUAACAGCUAAAUAUAUCUGUAUACAAAUUCGAGUAAACAGUGACUUUCAACAUCAAGAGCGUUCUCGAAAAAUAUGAUAUUGACGGAGUGGUAAACAUUUACGCCUAUUUUUAUCAUACUAAAUAAACUGAGACAACGUAGUAUUGGCCUACUCAGCACGUGAUCAUUUUUCGUUUACGCGCAAAAAUCAUUUGAACCAUUUUUGGAGGAAUUGCGUGACACUGCUGAUAACUGCCCUGUUGUUGCAAUAUUGCCAAAAAAAAAUACGUAGGUAGUAUUUGUGCCAGUUCAAGCAGAGGGUCCAGAGGAGAUUCGUGUGAAUAAAUGAAUUACUUAUUUAAAGUCUCACCUUGAAAAAUGUCUAUACCUGUCGCUUAGCACGACUAAUUAGCCCAAUGGGAUCUUUAUGAAUCUACUGUAAACGAUUUCUUCGCUUCUUAUCUGACCCAGAUCGACUUUGUUGUUCGCCAUUUUGAAAAUCAAUAACCGCAAGCCAUAUCCCCGCUGGCGCACGGCACGUCGCCCGAAGCGCGACCGAGACACGAAGUACCGAGUAAAAAACGGACAAGCUUUCCGUAUUUUAUACUGUAAGCCGAUCUUGCGAGCCCUCAAUCCCUUGGUUUGCGGUCUGUAGAAUGUGUAACGAAACUGUAACGCGAUCAAAAUAACCCAUUUUUCAGAGGUUUUCGACGGGUUUUGAUGUUCUAACGACAAACGCAUCUCCUCUAGACCCUGUGGUUCAAGUGCAAACUCUGAGAGCUGGGAAAAUAUUGACUUUUUAAAAGUUUUUCCUAAAAUGGCUAUUCGGUGUUUAUCGCCAAAUGCCCAGUUUUCUCUGAAGAAAGCAUGGCAAGCCCGUUUUUCUAUUAAUUGGAUUUUAAUAUAAUAUAGCCCUUAGUAUGAUCCACUUGUCUUACAAAGUCCUUACUGGUCUUACAAAAAGGCGUUUUUGAGUGACGCAGGUCAACCGGGAGUGGUCUUUUUUGCAUUUAUGGGCAGUAAUCUCGCCCAAAUGUAGGGAAACCGUCUCUGCAAGUGUGAAGACACUUAGCAAUACAAAUCUGUUAGUGUCACGAAAGGUAUACCAGGGAAAAGGUCUCAAUUCCUGUUGACGUACGUCGUUCAAAAACGCGGGCCUUUGCUUAUAAACUCCCUACAAUCUUGGGAAAUACUUGGCAUCUCUGGGAUCCAGCCGUCUAUAAUACUGACUCCUGAAUCAUCAUAUCAGGUGGGACGCCAUACCCUACCAUAGAAAGCAAAGAGCUAUUUCGACUGCUAAAGAAUGGGUACAGAAUGGAAAAGCCAGACACUUGCAACAAAGAGCUGUAAGUCAUGACAUUGAUGAUGUAGAUAUUGAACUUAAAUAACCAUUCAGUUACCAGCAGCUAGUAGUUGAUUCUUUGUGUACUUGGUAAAUUUCUUUUACUUUUUUUUGUUUUUUUUGUUACAGUUACAAAAUGAUGCACGACUGUUGGCAGGAUAACCCUGAAAAUCGUCCCACCUUCACCCAGAUUCGGGAGACCCUGGAGACUAUAAUGCAGAAGGACAAUCCAUACGUAGACCUGACUGCUGUGAAAGAAUCGCACGUCGAAUACAACGUGCAGUGUUUUGACAGUAUGGCGGAGGAGUCCGACGAUGAUCAAAGAGACGACAAUGUUGAAGUGGUGUGCCACGAAGGUAUGCAAGAU
Porites evermanni is the source of this 39952-nucleotide messenger RNA. The record is from the annotation of a GenBank genome assembly. NCBI's taxonomy places the organism in Eukaryota, Metazoa, Cnidaria, Anthozoa, Scleractinia, Poritidae.